This is a messenger RNA of Hydra vulgaris (swiftwater hydra), 713 nucleotides long. NCBI's taxonomy places the organism in Eukaryota, Metazoa, Cnidaria, Hydrozoa, Anthoathecata, Hydridae. The record is from RefSeq and is a predicted model, not a curated record.
CCGAUUUUGAAGAAAUCGCAGACCUAGAACUGUUUUUUGGAAUGUUAUACGCAUGCGUUACUUUCAUGUUAUUUCAAACAACAUUAAAGUUUUGAAACCUCGUGGCGCACGUAAUAAAUAUAAAUUCAACUUAUUUUCAAUACAUUUUCCUAAUUCGGGUAUUUAUUCUUGACUGUGAAAUGAAUGAAGAUAGUUGUUCACUUGAAUUAGAACUUCCACAAAAAACAAUGAUGGCAGUUGACUCUACUCUUUCUGUUGAAAAGCAUUUUUUUGCCACAUUUUUUUGGAGUACCAUUUAUUGUAUCAGCUCUAACAAAACUUGACUGUCAACAUGGAAAAGACAGAAAUAUUAAAGCAAAAGCUCAAUACAGACAAAUGAGAAAUAAAAAAGCUAGUACCGAUCAUUACUGUCAAAAAAGUAGAGUUAUUCUUCAGGAUACUAAAAAGUUUGAUUGUCCUGCCAUUGUGUAUAUAAAAGAAAUUGUAGAGUUUCCAGAGUUUAAGCUUUUAAGAAAUUCUUUACGGUUAAGAAAUAAAACAUCUAAAAAACUCUGUGUAUCCUUAGCUAAGUCAGAAAAUGUACAUAAGUCCAGAAAGUAUAUUUUAUUAUUGCCUGAUAUUUCUGUUCAUAGGAACCAUCCAGUUGUUGAGACUGCAGGAAUCAAUCUAUUUCUGAUGAUCUCAUAGUAAAAAUUGGUGACCUGGUAAAAAAG